AAAAUAAACACAACCCUAUUACAGUGUCGUGUUGUCAAAAUUAUUGGAUGUGUAUAAUUUUUAAAAUCCAAGGAUAUCAGAAAAUUAUCUGUAAAUAUUUAGAAAUCGAAAAUAAUAUGCAUUGUAACCGUAAAAUAACAGUGUAAUUCAGACUGCCGCGCUGUGAAGGCGCUCGCAUCGAAAAUCUUUCAUAAAUCGUUCCACAAAACCUUAUUCAGAAAUGGAUGGGACUUGGGUGCUGGUUUUGCUGGCUUUAGUGAUGUUAGUGGGAUCAUAUGUGGCUGGGAGCAUACCCUUAAAUGUGUCUAUGUCUGAGGACAAAUUGAAAAAGGUGACAGUAUUUGGUGCUGGUCUACUUGUUGGCACUGCACUGGCGGUGAUCAUCCCAGAGGGAGUACGUUCCUUGUUCAGCGAGAGGACCCAUCCAACAGUUGUUACUAAAGAUUACACAGCAGAGCCUCCAGACAAUGACGACCUCCAUUCUGUUAUUGGAAUAUCUUUAGUUUUAGGUUUUGUAUUCAUGUUGCUCGUUGACCAGAUGUCUUCAAGGUACAAUGACGCCUCAAACCCAGUCGAAAAGAACGUCACAGCUACUGUAGGACUGGUCGUACAUGCUGCGGCUGACGGCGUGGCGUUAGGCGCCGCGGCGACUACUUCCCACACAGACGUGGAGUUCAUAGUGUUCCUAGCCAUAAUGUUGCACAAAGCGCCUGCUGCUUUCGGCCUGGUUACAUUCCUAAUGCACGCAGGACUUGAAAGAAACCGGAUACGGAAGCAUCUGCUGAUAUUCUCGUGUGCGGCGCCGAUGCUAGCUCUGUUGACAUAUUUCGGUAUUGGCAACGAGAGCAAACAGACUUUGAGCGAUUUUAACGCAACGGGUAUUGCCAUGUUGUUCUCGGCAGGUACGUUUUUAUAUGUCGCGACAGUGCACGUCCUGCCCGAGUUGACACAUUCGCAGUCGCACACACACACGCUACUGCCCAUGCAGGAGGGCGCGGUCCCCAAACGCGGCUUCGGCGGACUGCAGUUUUUCGAAAUGAUCAUACUUUCCGUGGGGGCUCUUCUACCCGUGUUACUCACUAUGGGUCAUAAACAUUAGUUCAUUAACAGGGCCGGAUUUGGCAAACCCUUGCAGGGUCAAGACACACGUUUUGUAUAUUUAUUUGUGGAUCUAACGAAAUGUUAUUUAAAACAAUUUUGAUACAAGAUGUGAUAGGCUCAAAUUUUAUUCGUUUUUAAAUCACGUCAGAAAUGUUUUUUAAACUAUAAUAUGCGUUGUGUUUCAAUGACUGAAUGACGGCACACACGAGGUAUAAUUAUUUUUUA
Manduca sexta (tobacco hornworm) is the source of this 1326-nucleotide messenger RNA. RefSeq names its product zinc transporter ZIP9 (gene Zip102B). Gene Ontology annotation, molecular function: metal ion transmembrane transporter activity. Gene Ontology annotation, cellular component: membrane. Gene Ontology annotation, biological process: transmembrane transport; zinc ion transport. The coding region runs from base 221 to 1099 and encodes 292 amino acids. The record is from RefSeq and is a predicted model, not a curated record. Lineage: Eukaryota; Metazoa; Arthropoda; Insecta; Lepidoptera; Sphingidae. The transcript has 6 exons.